Messenger RNA from Pocillopora meandrina, 3142 nucleotides. Lineage: Eukaryota; Metazoa; Cnidaria; Anthozoa; Scleractinia; Pocilloporidae. The record is from the annotation of a GenBank genome assembly.
AUGGAAGGAAUCCUUUAUUUUUUGGUGUGUGCAGUCCUUGUAAACAGCUGUAUUUGUGCAGCCACUACCGGCAGAGAGAAUCGGCCGAAACCACAUGAAGAUAUCUCCUUAUCAGAAAAAGAGCAUGAAGAAGAUGGUGAGCAUAACUCAGAGUACGACCACGAGGCCUUCCUAGGAGGCAUGAAAGAUGAAUAUGACGAUCUGCCCCCAGGAGAAGCCGUAAAACGGCUAAGAGUUUUGGUCAAGAAAGUGGAUUCUGAUAAGGACGGGUUUGUCACAGAAGAAGAGCUGACAAAGUGGGUGAGAGAUGUGUUCAACAAACGUCUGCUGGAGGGAGUGCAGGAAGAUUUGAGUUCAAAAGACAUGGACUCGGAUGGCAAAUUAACUUGGGAUGAGUACGUAAAGGCGACUUACGGCCCGGAGGAAAUGGGAGAUGAUGCCGAUGAAGAAUCAAAGAAGUUGUUGAAAACGGACAAAAGACGAUUCGAUACAGCUGAUAAAGACAAGGACGGAGCCCUCGUCAAGGAAGAGUUUGUUCACUUCAUGCAUCCAGAGUCAUCUCCAGAGAUGGCCGAUAUUCACGUUCUGGAAACUAUCGAAGGUUUGUAGUUAGUUACUAAAAAUUUUACCAAAAUAUUUUCAUUGCAUUUCAAGGUCUUAGAAGAUUUGACUCGUGUGCCCUCAGAGAAAAUACGCGUUCAUAUCAAAACACAUCAGACCCCGCAUUGCGAUGAUAAUUGAUUUCGGAAUAUUGAUCAUUCUAAUUACAAUCAUGAGCCGAAACAGUUUUUCUUCAUUUUCAAAGUGUAACACAACCAUAAUAUUUCUCUGUUAAGCUGUGAAACAGUCAUCCAUGAACAUUGUUUCUGUUUUCUAUUGUUGCCAAGAAUUUGAAAGGAAAAUUUAUUAACUUUUUAGACUUAGUCUUUCUUAUGUAAAUCAGAGAUAUUGGGUUUACAAAUCAUUUUCCUUUUCAAUAAAAUAUCCACACUUUUUCUACAUACAAAUUGAGAGUAAUUAUUAUUGGAAUUCACACGUAAAAAAUUAAUGAGUUAUGUUUCCAUGGAGUACUGAGGAUUAAAAAGAUAUGCCCUUAAAACGUAUACUCAUAACAGUCAAAUAGUAUCAAGGUUAGUCACAAUGGUUCUCAAAAAAUACAGCUUUUGUAUAGCUCACCUAUAAUCAUCAAAACCUGUCUAACAUUAUAAAUAUCUUGGCAUGCAAAAAGGCAAUAAUAACCUCUAAACAAGUUAUCUUUUUCUUCCCAUUAAUCUGUAGCAUCUUUGGGCACCCUGGAUUUUCCACACUUUUAUUGGUGGAUGUUUUGGUUCUCCAAUGUUUCUUAAUGAUGACCCAUUUAUUCAGCUGUGUUUCCUCUGCUCUGAUCUGCAUUUUUCAUAACAACCAGUCGUUACAGGUGCUACUUAAACAUUUUUUGUCAUCCCCUUCAAUUUAAAGAAUUGUGUCAAAAUGUCUUGAAAGAAAAUAUUUCCAAUAUAAACAUUAAGCCCUGUAAGAAAAAGAAGAGGGAAUUUUCAAACACUUUUUGAGGUCAUCUCUUUACCUGAUAUUCUUCACAGUCAUUUAUACUCUCUCAUUUAUGGUCUCUACCUGCUGGCUUCAAAUGAGACAUUUCUGCCGUGUUUUUCUAUUUGGCUUCAAAUCAGUGACAGUGUGAAACCUGUUCAGCCAAAGUUUAAUUUCCAUGACAGAGAGCAUCCAGUCAAAAUUUGUUUUAAUUCAUAUGAACAUGAACGUCUUUGAAAUGUAGGCAUUAUAAGCAACUGAAAAAAUGCCUGUUAAAACAAUGACUGACAGAAUAUUCAUAACAUUCAUUAUCAAUUUGAGUAUCUUUUGGUCCUGCUCAAUUAAAUUCUUCAACCUGCCUGGCACUUGUUAAGAAGUCUAUACUUGAGAAACAAAAUGAAUAUUUCUGACAUCUAUCUCACUCUUUAGGAAAUGUUUCUUCCUUUUUAAACCUUUUUAAUUGAUGAAUUUUGUGGGACUUUUUAAGUUCAGAGGUUGGUCUAAGAUCUAAAGUGUAUUUUUGUUUUGAUUCUCAAUUUUGCAUUCAAAUUAAUUUAUGACUAAGGGAAGAAAAACUGUUCUUUUUUUAGAUACUGAUAAUGACAAGGAUGGCUUUAUCAGCAAGAAGGAAUUUUUGGGAGAUUUCCAGGAUCCUAAUGACGAGGAAGCAGAGGAACCUGAAUGGGUGAAGGAAGAAACCCAACGGUUCAAUGAGGAAUAUGACAAAAAUCAUGAUGGCAAACUUGAUAAAGAAGAGGUAAACUUGAUAAUCCUGACUUCAUGAAAGGCAGUUGUCACUUGCAUAUCUAGUGAAGAGCCUGACUCACCAAAAAAUGAGUUGUGGCUCACUUAGUAGAGCAUCCAGUUAUAAAAUCAAACCUGGCUUCUGAAUCUUAAGGGACAAAUCAGAUUUUUGUGUUUGUUUGUUUGGACAGAUACAAAGGUUGUAACAGCAUUUAAUUCAGUUAGUCUGUGUCUCUUUCAUGGCAGUUUCCGAACAAGCAGUUCAACUGAGUGAGUGAUGUCCCCCAAAAGAAACAAAGCCAGUUAUAACAUGAAGCAAAUUCAUUAUUUCACAGAUAUCUGACUAUUUUGAUUUCUGACUCUCAUGUAUUUCCCCAAGAUCUUUCUCUGCAUGGUAAACUACAUAUUGUGAGUCUGAUGACAAAAAAUUGCCAAAAGAAAAAGUCAAAAACCAUCUAGGUUUGAGGCUUUUGGUAAAAUUGUGCACCAUGACCAUUUGAAAGUUGACAAAAAUUACAGACAAGUGUCGAAGUUUAAGUCCUUCUGUUCAGUCAGUGAAAAGUUAAAAACAUUUUUUUCAUCUUUUGGGGCUUAGAGAGGGAAAAUAAAGUACUGUAAUAAUCUCUGCAUCUCAUCAUUGUUGUAGGUGAGGCAAUGGAUUCUUCCCGAGACGGAUCACAUGAUGGCACUGGAGGAGUCAAAGCAUCUGAUUCAAAGUGCUGAUGAAAACAAGGAUGGAAAACUUAGUGAAGAGGAAAUUGCGCAACACCAUGAAGUUUUUGUUGGCAGCGAGGCCACAGACUAUGGUCGUGCCCUACCAAAACAUGAAGAACUUUAAUUGUUCUGGUUCAGUCUUGGUACUAGAUUAAAU